UGUGAAGUUGAAAAUAAAUGUAAGAUCCCUCUGUCUUGGUCUUGCGCUAACAAAAUUCAAGGGUUGGUAGUGUACGUGCCUCUCUGGCUGUGCCGAGUUAUGACACAAUAACACAAGUUCCAGUCACAAGGAUAGAGAGUCGAGUCACCGGCCAAGAGUCAUGAUCCAAAAACAAAAAAUAAGACUGGAAGGAUCGUCGAGGAACAAUGUUCUGUUUGUAGUCCGAGCAUCCAACAUCCAACAUGGGAUGGCACAGUCGUGACAGUCGAGAACAAUUGGAAAAAAGACCCCCACUUUUGACUUCAAUGCUCUGAAAACAGAAGGCGGUCAGGCAAAGUUCAUUGUUAAGCGGGGCAGAGUCCAAGGAUUCGCCCCGCGCUGGAAAGUCUGUGGCCUAUCGGCGGCGCACAAUCCUCACGGAAAAAUUACUGGUGUGCCAAAUCAAUCGGCCGGAGAAAGAAGCCUUCUGUGAAAGAAACCGCAUUCGCGACAGAGAGACUCUGCCUAUACCCGACAAUAAAAUAAUAAUCGACCACCUCCCCCUCGAUCCCCAACCCCACCGAGCAAAGAAACCGCCCCUCUCCCAUCCCUCGACAACAACCCCCCACAGCUAACCUUCAGAAUGAGGCCCAUUCUUUUGUCAGGCCACGAACGUGCCCUGACCCAGGUCAAGUACAACCGCGAGGGCGAUCUUCUCUUCUCUACCGCCAAGGAUCAACACAUCUGCGCCUGGUUUGCGCACAACGGCGAGCGUCUCGGCACAUAUCAGGGCCACCAAGGUGCCAUCUGGACUGUUGACGUCGACCCAACCUCCACCAUCAUCGCCUCCGGCUCCGCCGACAACACCAUCCGCCUCUGGGAGGUCAAGACCGGCAAGCUCCUCAAGACAUGGGACUUCCCCACCGCCGUCAAGCGCGUUGAGUUCAACGAGGAUGGCACCAAGCUCCUCGGCGUGACGGAGAAGCGCAUGGGUCACCUCGGCACCAUCGUCGUGCUCGACAUCAAGGUCGACCCCGAGGCCGAGCAGUCGGACGAGAAGGUCCUGACCAUCGUCUGCGAGGAGAGCAAGGCCACCGUUGCCGGGUGGAGCUACCUCAGCAAGUACAUCAUCGCCGGCCACGAGGACGGCAGCGUCUCCCAGUACGACGGCAAGACGGGCGACCUCAUCUACAACGUCAACGUCCACGAGCUCGGCUCCCCCAUCACCGAUCUCCAGUGGAACCAGGACCGCACAUACUUCAUCACCGCCUCAAAAGACAAGAGUGCCAAGCUCAUCACAGCCAAGGAGCUCGAAGUCCUCAAGACGUACGUCGCCGACACACCCCUCAACAGCGCCGCCAUCACCCCCAAGAAGGAGUACGUCAUCCUCGGCGGUGGUCAGGCCGCCAUGGAUGUCACAACCACCUCGGCGAGACAGGGUAAAUUCGAGGCCCGCUUCUACCACAAGAUCUUUGAGGAGGAGAUUGGCCGUGUCCGUGGCCACUUCGGCCCUCUCAACACAGUCGCCGCCGACCCCACGGGCAAGGGUUACGCCUCUGGUGGUGAGGACGGUUACGUCCGCGUGCACCAGUUCGACAAGGGGUACUUUGACUUCAACUACGAGGUGGAGAGGGAGAGGCUAAACAGGUUAGCUGCCCAGGGUGGCAAAUAAAAAGAAUUUUAAUGGGGGACUUAAAAAAUGAUGAAGAAAUCAUGACCGGGGUUUCCAUGGGACAAUCUGAAAGGAAGAAGGGAACGAGCCGCGAAGUGGUUGGUUGGUUGGGUUGUGAGGGUGGAAAUGAUGAAGGCGGAGGCGGAUGAACGAAUGAAAGAUGUGGUUUGAGUUCGGCAUUUGCAAUGGCGUUCAGGGACAGAUUCUUGGGCGGACACACGCGGAUCACACACAAAAGGGUGAACAAGAAAGAUGAAAAGGGGGAAGGCGGGGGGAUCCAGGCAGGAAAACCAACCCCCUUUUUUUGAUGUCACUACUUUUGGUAGAGAGAAGGAAAAGCGACAUGAAAGCCAGUCUUUUUUCCCCUCUCGCCCAGAUAGAGGAGCUGAUUGUAAAACUCGUAACGG
Messenger RNA from Podospora pseudocomata, 2058 nucleotides. RefSeq names its product translation initiation factor eIF3 subunit (gene TIF34). NCBI's taxonomy places the organism in Eukaryota, Fungi, Ascomycota, Sordariomycetes, Sordariales, Podosporaceae. Gene Ontology annotation, cellular component: cytoplasm; eukaryotic translation initiation factor 3 complex, eIF3m. Gene Ontology annotation, biological process: cytoplasmic translational initiation. Bases 623 to 1651 code for a protein of 342 amino acids. Gene Ontology annotation, molecular function: translation initiation factor activity; protein binding; RNA binding. The record is from RefSeq and is a predicted model, not a curated record. The transcript has 3 exons.